Molecule: messenger RNA, 2207 nt
Organism: Aethina tumida (small hive beetle)
Lineage: Eukaryota; Metazoa; Arthropoda; Insecta; Coleoptera; Nitidulidae
Product: leucine-rich repeat-containing protein 40-like
Exons: 11
Coding region: 148-1959 (603 amino acids)
Molecular function (GO): protein binding
Source: RefSeq, a predicted model, not a curated record
AAUUGGUUGUAUCCUUCGAAUAAUCAAGUGAGUUGCACACACUUUGCUCUGUUUAUUUAUUAUAUUCAAAUAAACUAAUAAGUUUAACGUUUUAAAUUACAUCAUCACAUUAAUUAAAUCAUAUAAAUGUUGAAAAGUAAGUGAACCAUGGAGAAACAGUCGAAAGUCAAGUCAAGAAAAAAGUUUGUGCAUCCAGUUUUCCAUUUGCAAACGAAAAACGACGAUGAUACACACAUUACCAAAGAUGUAAUCAAACAGGUGAAGAAAACUGGUAGGCUCAAUCUAUCUUCCAAACAUUUAGUCAAUGUGCCACCAAAAAUGUUCAGUAUGUAUGAUAUGGAAGAAGAUAGAGCAGUAACAAUUGAUUUUAAUAGCUCCCUGAAGGAUGAUGAAGCCUGGUGGUCUGUAAAACCUUUAACACACCUGGAUCUCAGCUCAAAUGUAUUGACCAGUAUUAAUGAAGAGAUUGGAAUGUUUCAAGAUUUAGUCUCACUUAAUCUCCAAGACAAUAACAUUAGUGAGUUGCCUAAGUGUAUUGGAAACUUGAAACAAUUAACAAAACUUAAUUUGAACCAUAACAAGAUUAACAAAUUGCCUGAUGAACUAUGUACUCUAACUGAACUAAAAAUAUUUUCUGUAAGCUACAACCAUUUGGAACAGUUACCUGAGGCGUUUCCUGAUUUGGUGAUGUUGCAAAAAUUGGAUUUAUCUAACAACUGUAUCUCUAAUCUACCUUCUGGUUUAGGUUUUCUAAUUCGUCUUACUGAGAUUAACUUUUCAAACAACAAAUUAAGGGAGCUUCCUCCUGACAUUGUUAACUUAAGGGAUUUGCUGAAGUUGGACCUCCGACAUAAUAAUUUGCAAGCUCUACCAGACAUGGGAGAAAUGAGAAAACUACAGAUAUUAUAUGCUACUCACAAUGAUAUAACUGAAAUCCCUAGUUUUCAAGGUUGUGAUCAAGUUCAAGAAUUAUAUUUUGGAAACAAUUACAUUAAAGAAAUACCUGAAGAUUUUUGUGAACAUUUGAUGCACUUAAAAAUACUGGAAUUAAGAGACAACCAAAUUGAAACCAUACCUGAAAAUUUUUGUUUGCCCCACUUAAUUAACUUAGAUUUAACCAACAAUGAAUUAACAAGCAUUCCUAACAAUUUCGCAACUUUCCCACAUUUACAAACUCUGAAGCUAGAAGGCAACAAACUUAGACAAAUUAGAACUGAUAUUAUUAAAGCAGGCACAACCAGAAUAUUACAACAUUUGAGGGAAAAACAAAAGGAAAGUCAAGAAAGUACAAUAACACCAAAGGUAUCUUUGGAAGAAGGGCAAUUUCCAGACAGAUUUACCAUGAGAAAUGGUAAUAUGUUGAAUUUGGCAAUGAAAAAUAUCUCACACAUUCCAGAUGAAUGUUUUAAUGAAGCUAAGGAAGCUAAUGUCACCAUUGUUGAUAUUUGCAAAAACAUUUUCACAGAGGUUCCUUCAGGUUUGAAGCUCAUCAUUGGAAACAUCACAGAACUCAACUUGUCCUUCAAUCAUAUAAAAUUUCUGCCUGAAUGGCUAAGUGAAUGUGACAAAUUGAAGUAUUGCAAUUUGUCUAAUAAUUUAUUGGAUAGCCUUCCUGAAUCCAUGGGACAAAUGGUGUAUCUAAGAGAGCUGGUACUUUCAAAUAACAGGUUUGUGUCAAUUCCUGGAUGUGUCUAUGAGAUGGUGGGACUUGAAAUACUUUUGGUGAAUGAUAAUUCUUUGUCAGACAUAAACAUUGAAGGACUUAAAAUGCUUACCAGAUUGGCUACAUUAGAUUUAUCAAACAAUAAUAUAGCCCAUGUGCCUCCAGAACUAGGAAAUUUGACACAAAUAAGACAUAUUGAACUCAGGGGAAAUUCAUUUAGGCAGCCAAGAUAUGCUAUACUUGAACAAGGUACAGAAUCAGUAUUAUCUUAUUUAAGAGAUAGAAUUCCAAAGUGAUAGAUUUUAUUUACUGAACAUUAGUCUAGUCAAAUUGCUUUGAAAUUUAAGGCCAUAUGUAAGUUUAAAUAUUGUGUUAUUGUUGAUAUUUUUAUUAUUUGCCUAUUGUGUUUUUAUCCUUAUUUUAUAAUGUGUUAUUUUAUGGUUUAUUGUGUGUAAAAUGAAGAUGAUGUAAUUUUUUAACAUAAUUUAUUCACUAUUAAAUGUCACACUAACAGUUUGAUAAUUAAAAAUAGAAAACACCGCAA